AUGCUAUCAUAUUUUUUGAAAAUUGCCAAAUUGAAAUUUCAAAUUUAGAUUGUAAGUUAGCAUAGAUAUAAAAAUUUUUUUCAUUUGAUUUCAAACACAUAACUUAAAACUUAAAAAAGUGAAUUAAUGAUUUCUAUUGUUUAACUAAAGAUAAUUAGGAUCAAACUGAAUCAAGAAAAAUAGGAUGGAAUUCCUAUUUUUCAGAUAUAAAUAAUAAAAUUGCAGCUGGUAAUUUGUGGAGGAAUGUAUAAAUAACUUAAUAAUUAUUUUUGCAGAGCAAAUAAGUUAGAUCUAAUCUUCUAAUUAACAAUCAAAUCAAAAGAUAUAUAUGUGAAAAGCAUUUCUGGCUUUAAUUCUCUCUUUUUUUAAGAAAUCGAAAUGAUUUAUAAUAUUGGAUCAGACUUUUCAAAUGUAAUAAUCACUUUUGAAAUUGAACAGUUUAAAAUUUUUAAAAUAAUCAAUAGUAUUUGCUAUUAGAAUAGUGAGAAACAAAAGGCUGCUUCUAUUUUUUAGUCUAAAAUUUGA
Messenger RNA from Paramecium sonneborni, 525 nucleotides. NCBI's taxonomy places the organism in Eukaryota, Ciliophora, Oligohymenophorea, Peniculida, Parameciidae. The record is from the annotation of a GenBank genome assembly.